GGCCAUAGCUUUUUUUCGACCGAGUGUGGUUCUAACAACCGCCGCUUGCAAUUAAUUCUACCCUUACUGAUCUUUAAAUACAUACAUUUUACAUAAUCAAAUUAAAUAAAUAAAUUCCCGGUUAGUAAUAAUCAGUUACGCAUAUAUAUACAUCUAUAUAUAUAACAAAAUUGAAUCAAAACGACGACACAGUUUCAUUGCUUAAAGAAAGCGAGACUAGUAAUAAUAGGGUUUUCGUUAUGUUAUUGUGAUGGAAGUGGAUCAAUCAAAAUCAAUUGAAAGGAUGACGACGACGACGUUUCACGACGACGCUUCAUUAGAGCACACCUCCAUUGGAUUUGUUAAAGCUCUACAGGAGCUCAAGAACUUAAGACCCCAGCUCUAUUCGGCAGCAGAAUAUUGUGAAAAAUCUUAUCUACACAGUGAACAGAAACAAGUGGUCCUUGAUAACCUAAAAGAUUAUGCCAUUCGGGCUCUUGUAAAUGCUGUUGACCAUCUUGGCACUGUUGCAUACAAACUGACAGACCUUCUAGACCAGCAGACUUUAGAAAUCUCUUCAACCGAGUUACAUGUUACGUGUUUACAUCAGCAACUUCUUACAUGCCAAACGUAUACGGAUAGAGAAGCUAUCAGACAGCAACAGUUAUUAGCAGUUUCCCCAAGGCAUCACAAACAUUAUAUUUUACCCAAUUCUGUCAGCAAAAAGGUCCAUUUUAGCCCCCUGAUCCAAACUGAUGCAAGAGAAAGUCAUCUUCAACCACCGCCUCGCCAAUUUACUUCCGGCACUCCGGCUGCAAACACACUUUCUUGGCAUUUAGCAACAGAGACCAAGUCUACAUUGAAAGGGAGUUCACGCCCAUUGAUAAGCAUUGAAGAUCUCAAAAGUUCUCAUCGUACUCCCACAUCUGUUCAUACGACAAAUGGUGAAGAGGGCAUGCAGAGAAAAUCAUCAACAGGUCAUUCCCAGUUGUCGAAUGUAGGGCCAGCGUCAAGUGCAGCUAUGCAGGCACUUGGCAUAACACGACGGGAUCCAGCUGAGGGACCCAAGCCGAUGACACCAUUCCGAUCAUUUGAUAAUAAUAAACGUGUACGUGCACCUGUUCGAAGCAAGAGUCUCUUGUCGUCUUUCUUUGUGAAACAAAAGACAGCCAAACAAGCCAUUUCAUGAAAGAAUCGACUUAGUCUAUCCAAAUGGAAGGUGGAGAAGUAUGAGAAUGGCUCUAUACACCAUUGUGGAAAAGAAGCGCAUAGGACAUCUGUUAAUAGGGAGAAUUGGUCUAACUGUGAUUGGUAGUGUUGAGUAUGGUGGAACUUGGUGUUUGUUUAUGCCGCUGUACAAAUAUGUAAAACCCGUAUAAUAAACAAGACUGAUGUUAUCAUUUAUCCAAGAUCAGCCAAGCUUCUCUCCCCCCGGUUGAAGUGAAAGUUUCGUUAUCAAAGUUGUAUGAUUUCAUUUUAUUAGUGAUAUAUAAAUCCAGUAACAGUUGCUUAAUGCCUAAAUGAAGUACCUUUAACUAGUGUUUAAUUUUUAAA
This is a messenger RNA of Erigeron canadensis, 1533 nucleotides long. Its product is annotated as protein ABIL1-like. Bases 251 to 1168 code for a protein of 305 amino acids. Lineage: Eukaryota; Viridiplantae; Streptophyta; Magnoliopsida; Asterales; Asteraceae. The record is from RefSeq and is a predicted model, not a curated record. The transcript has 11 exons.